Molecule: messenger RNA, 2928 nt
Organism: Hyaloperonospora brassicae
Lineage: Eukaryota; Oomycota; Peronosporomycetes; Peronosporales; Peronosporaceae
Source: the annotation of a GenBank genome assembly
AUGGCUACAGGCCACUCGAACGGCCGCAAGCGUACGUACAGUAGCGAGACGCACUCGAAGAUGCAGCGCAGGCCGAAGGACGCGCCGAGCGGUACCGCUGCUGCGCUCUCGAGUUCGGGCUCGACGCUGUCUGCCAGCACAGCCGAAGCAAUGGCCAAAGCGAAAGGCAGUAGUGGGGACGCGACGCGCGCAGUGGACCCCGCGAGUCAACUGGUGGCGCUCCUGAGCGAAGCGAAUGUGGCGUGGUACGACGUCGAGCCGAAGCUCAAGCCGAAGCUCAAGCUCAAGAGCCACGACGCAGCGGAGCCGCUGCAAGCGUCGGACCAGUGGGUGCAGACGCUCAAGCGGCAGGCGCAGCAGCUGUUGGAGCAGGAAGUGACGCGGUUCGAGGCGCACAAGAAGAGUUGCAAGUUGUCCAGCGACGACAAGUACUUGGCGACAAUGAUGAAGUCCGGCACGCUGUCGGACAGAGUUGCUGCACUCACGCUCACGUCCCAAGCCUCGCCGCUGCACUCGUUGUUGCGCUUGAGUCAGCUCAUCACGAUGGCCAGCAAGAAGGCUCGUCGCGAGAGUCUCAUGGCGAUCGACUCGCUCAAAGAUCUGUUUCUAAACACGUUCUUGCCCGAGAACGCCAAGCUGCGGUUUUUCCACGAGCAUCCACUGCGUGCCGCCCAGUCGUCGCCCGCUCAUUUGCUGCUGUGGUUCUUUGAGCACUGUCUCAAGACGGCCUACGCGCAACUUACGAGUGUCUUGGCAGCCGGAAUGGACGACGCUGUCGACAGCUACAAACGUGCGUGCCUACGGGCGGCCAACGCCUUGUUACGAGCUAAACCUGAGCAAGAAGCUGUGCUGUUGACCAUGCUGGUCAACAAACUUGGAGACCCAGAUCGCAAAAUUGCAGCGUAUUUGCACCGUAUGCUGCAGACACUGCUGCGAGAACACCCGGCUAUGAAGCGCGUGGUAGUAGAUGAGGUCGAGCGACUGCUUACCCGUCGAAGAGUGUCAGAUCGCGCAAAGUACAACGCUGUGCUAUUUCUGAACCAGAUUUUUCUCGAGGGCAAUGGAGCAGAUGCCGAUCUCGCUGGUCACUUGAUCUCGGUGUACUUCGGUCUGUUUUCCAAAGCUGUGCAUCGAAAUGAUGGUGGAAUGAAGCAGACGCUGAAGACAAAGAUAACAUCAGGUGCGAAAAAGACGACGAAGAAGAAGAAAGAAGUGGCGAGCGUUGGUGCGGAAGAGGCCAUGGACCGGAAGCUUCUGAGUGCGCUGCUCGUGGGUGUCAAUCGUGCAUUUCCAUACGCGAAUGCCACAAUGGCGAGCUUGACCGAGGAGGUCGACGCGCUGUUUCAAGUUGUACACCGUGCCCACCAUAGCACGAGUGUGCAAGCUCUCAUGUUGCUGUUUCAGGUCAUGAAGAGCACCGACUCAGUUUCCGAUCGGUUUUACACUGCGCUGUACGACAAGCUGAUUGAUCCUAAGGUGCGCGAGACUUCCAAGCACACGCUUUUUCUGAAUUUGGUGUUUCGUGCCAUGAAGGCAGAUGUGUCACCUGCGCGUAGCAGUGCGUUUAUGAAGCGUUUGCUGCAGCUUGCUAGCGCGAUGCCGCCGGCUUUCACAUGUGCUGUACUGUUCUUGCUAUCUGAAUUACUCAAGGCGAAGCCCCAGCUUCGUACGUUGGUGGACCAGCCCGAGGGUGGUUCGGGGAAUGGCGACGUUGCGGACUUGGAGCACUUUUGCGAUGCUGACAAGGAUAGUCGUGGAUUGGAUUGUGAUGAAGAAGAAUCAUGUGAAGAGGGGACUACUACAGAAGAAGCUGGGUUGCAGACGCAAGACGAUGGUGUAACGGACGCAGAGCGCUCAGCUAAGAUCCUGGCCCAGAUGUUUGGCGAGACUGACACAGUGGGUGAGAAAUCCAAGAAAGCUGUCGUGGUAAGCUAUGACGUCGAAUCUACUGCUACGAGCACCGACUGCAGGAAGACUGCAGCUGUUGCGAAUGGAUGCAGCUACGACGCGUCUAAGCGUAAUCCGCUUUUCUCUGGUGCUGAGACCACUUGCGCUUGGGAGCUGGACAUGUUGGCGCACCACUACCAUCCGUCCGUGCAGAGUUUCACUCGACAGCUUCUCGACAACAAGGGUAUGGGCAUCCAGUACAGCGGAGACCCGUUGGUGGACUUUACGAUGCACGCUUUUUUCGAGAAGUUUGUCAACAAGAAGCCACGCCACAAAGUGGCUGAGAUGCGUGGCAAUACUGGGGCAAAGGCGAAGAACUGGACGUUCGCACCCAUUAAUACGGAGACUGUGCUGCAAGAGAACGAGGCCAACGUCGACGCAAGCGAUCGCUUUUUUUACAAGUUUUUCAAAGAACGUGCUUCUCGUGCUGCAGAGCAUUCCGGUAGCCACCGUACCAAGAAGGUGAAAAAUGAGCGUGACGGCGACGUAUUAUCUGCCAUGGAGAAUGACGAUGAAAGCGACGAAGAGAUCGAGGCUUACGCGCAGGAGUUGGCCGAAGGCAUCAUGGAAGACGGUAACCUGGACGAUGAAGACCCUGAUAUGGGCAAUUGGAGUGAUUCGAGCGAUGCUCAGGACCCGGCACUCGAUGUCGCCGACGAAAAGAUGGAGGGGCCGCAACGUGUCGUAACAAGCGCUAUCGAUGAGGAAAGCGACGACGAAGAGCACGAUAGUGACGUCGAGGAUGCAUUCGACUUCUCAGUCACGGGCGCGAUGGAUAGUGACGAUGAUGUGCUUCAAGAGGAGCUGCAACUGUUGGAUGCGAAGCGAAAGAAACAGACUCCGCCCAAGGCGGGCGAGAAGCGCAAGGCCAUGUUUGCGAGCGCCGAUGACUACGACCAGAUUGUGAAGAAAGCUAUGGCCAAGCAAGCGACGAGCCGCAAACAGACAAAGCGCGAGAAGAUGAGCAAGCCGCGAAAAUAG